Molecule: messenger RNA, 1401 nt
Organism: Kwoniella shivajii
Lineage: Eukaryota; Fungi; Basidiomycota; Tremellomycetes; Tremellales; Cryptococcaceae
Exons: 13
Coding region: 1-1401 (466 amino acids)
Biological process (GO): unsaturated fatty acid biosynthetic process
Cellular component (GO): endoplasmic reticulum membrane
Molecular function (GO): stearoyl-CoA 9-desaturase activity; iron ion binding; heme binding
Source: RefSeq, a predicted model, not a curated record
AUGGACGGUGGCAUGCCUGUACCGCACAAAAGUAGCUCGAGAAGAGAGAAGGAAGGUAGUAAAGGUGAGAUAUGGUGGUCCAAUGGUAUAUUCUUCAUCACUAUGCAUAUCUUUGCAGUUAUAGGAGCUAUAUACCUCUCACCGAUCGCUUCGAUUGACUCUAAGACUGCCGUGUUGUGCUUCAUCUCAUGGCAAUUAGCUUCGUUCGGUAUCACAAUAGGAUAUCAUCGAUUGUGGUCACAUCGAGCAUUCACUGCGACCCCCGUAUUGAGAGUAGUAUUAGCUUGGAUGGGAUCAAUGGGGUUUCAAGGUAGUAUAAAGUGGUGGGUUCUGAGGCAUAGGCUACAUCAUCGGUUUACCGAUUCACCUUCACAUGACCCAUACUCAGCUUCCAAAGGGUUAUGGUUCUCCCACUGCGGUUGGAUAUUCCGCAAACCUUCUUAUCCAAGGAUGAAAUUGAUCGAAAGGGGUGAUUUGGAGUCUGAUCCGGUCGUUCGAUUACAACACAAGUACUACGUCUUCAUCGCUCUGUUUUCAGGAUUGAUCUUACCUUCCUUGAUCGCCGGUCUGGGAUGGAACGAUUGGAUGGGAGGAUUGGUCUGGGGUGGUGCCAUAGCCAGGUUGUUAAUAUGGCAUACUACAUUCUGUAUCAACUCGCUGGCUCAUUGGACUGGGUUACAACCGUAUACGGAGGAAGUCACAGCGAGGGGAAACUAUCUUCUCGCUGUCUUGACUUCGGGAGAAGGCAAUCAUAACUUCCAUCACGCAUUUCCAAAAGACUUCCGCAACGGACCUCAUCCAGCUGACUGGGACCCAUCAAAGUGGUUCAUCUGGGUACUACACAAACUCACACCUCUUGUUCCAUCUAUCGCCCUCACCCCGGAAGCUGCAGUCAGGAAGGCUCGUGCCAGAGUGUACAUGGCUCAAGCGACACGUCUGACGGAUGCUUUGCCACCACAUGAGAAAGCCAAAUCCAAAGAGGAGCUUCCAGUGUGGUCAAGAGAGACGGUCAGGAGUAGGCACGGAGAGUAUGUCAAAGAGGAACAUGGGGUAAGGAGAAGGGUAUUGGUAUUGUUAGAAGGAUGCGUAGUUGAUGUGGGUGGAUACUUGGAUGAUCAUCCUGGAGGUCAAGACCUGCUGCUGAGCCACUGUGUUUUCCCUCUUCCCAUAGAGGACGAUUCGAGGGAUAUUGAUUCUGGAUAUGCUUCUUCUGAAAUGGCUUCUCCCCCUCCCAAAUCAUCCAUCCAACUUCCUGACGUGAUCAACGAAAGUUCUUUGAUAGGUGACGAUGAUAUCAUACUGAAAGACGCUACUAGGGCUUUCUUCGGUGGGAUGAACAAUCACAGUGGUGCAGCGAAAGAAUGGAUGAGAUGUUUGAGGGUGGCUAAAUUAGCCAAGUGA